Molecule: messenger RNA, 513 nt
Organism: Alexandromys fortis (reed vole)
Lineage: Eukaryota; Metazoa; Chordata; Mammalia; Rodentia; Cricetidae
Product: mortality factor 4-like protein 2
Exons: 1
Coding region: 1-513 (170 amino acids)
Biological process (GO): chromatin organization; regulation of DNA-templated transcription
Cellular component (GO): NuA4 histone acetyltransferase complex; nucleus
Source: RefSeq, a predicted model, not a curated record
AUGGGAGUUGAAUUGAAGUUGCCUGAUGAACUUAAGCCAUGUCUUGUUGAGGACUGGGAACUGAUAAACAAGCAUAAGCAGUUAUUCCAACUCCCUGCUGAGAAGAAUGUAGAUACUAUUCUCGCGGAGUAUGUCACUUUUGUGAAAUCACAGGGAAAGGCUGAUGAUAGGGAAUAUUCUGUUGAUGAACUUGUAUAUGGAAUAAGAGAGUACUUCAACAGGAUGCUGUGCACCCAGCUACUCUGCAAGUUUGAAAAGCCCCAGUUUGCCGAAAUCCACCUGGCUUAUCCUCAUAUUCCAAUGUCUCAGGUUUAUGGGGCUCCACACCUCCUACGAUUAUUUACUCAAACUGGGACUGUAUUGACCCAUUCCCUCCUUAGUAGGCAUAGUCUUAUGCAAGUGUCUAGGUAUCUGCACGAUUUCCUUAAAUACCUAGCCGAGAAUUCCACUUCUCUAUUUAGUGCCAGCAAUUACAAAGUGGCUUCUGCUGAGUAUUGUUGCCAAGCCCUGUAA